Pseudonaja textilis is the source of this 841-nucleotide messenger RNA. NCBI's taxonomy places the organism in Eukaryota, Metazoa, Chordata, Lepidosauria, Squamata, Elapidae. The record is from RefSeq and is a predicted model, not a curated record.
GUGGAGCUGACCGGCAGCAGCAUCUUCGACUAUGUCCACCCAGGAGACCAUCUAGAAGUGGCCGAUCAGCUGGGACUGAAGGCUCCCCUGGGCCCCGGUCACCCCCAGCGUCCUAAAGCCUCCCUCCUGGGCCCCUCCGCCUCGUCCUCCAGCUUGUCUGAGGGUCCUCAGUCAGACCUUUCCAGUUCCCGCGCCGCCGAAGGAGACGAAGUCCUGGAACGUUCCUUCUUUGUCCGCCUGAAGUCCACUUUGACCAAGCGAGGACUUCACAUCAAGACGUCGGGCUAUAAGGUGAUCCACGUCACAGGCCGCCUCCGUUCCCGACGUCCGUCCUAUCCCCACGCGGUGCUGGGCCGGGUGCUGGGACUGGUAGCGCUGGCCCACACCCUGCCUCCCUCCACCCUCAGCGAGGUGCGCAUUGAGUGCCACAUGUUCGUCUUCCGGGUCAACAUGGACCUCCAGAUCGUGUACUGUGAGAGCAGGAUCACGGACUACAUGGACUUCUGUCCCUCGGAACUCGUGGGGAAGAGCUGCUAUCGGUUCAUCCAUGGGGAAGACGUGGAAGGGAUCCAGCAAAGCCACUUGGACUUGUUGAACAAGGGGCAGGUGGUCACCCACUAUUACCGCUGGCUGCAGAAGAGUGGCGGCUUCGUCUGGGUCCAGUCCUGCGCCACCAUCUCCGUCAACGUCAAGAAUCCCUCCGAAAGGAACAUGGUAUGGGUGAACUACAUCCUCAGCAAGCCAGAAGGCAAGAACGUCGCUCUGGAUAUUUUCCAGGUUCCUGGCAUCCCCGCCAGACAGACGGAAGCGCCCAACGCAGGGACGGAUUUCAAAGGGGAAG